Molecule: messenger RNA, 984 nt
Organism: Penicillium atrosanguineum
Lineage: Eukaryota; Fungi; Ascomycota; Eurotiomycetes; Eurotiales; Aspergillaceae
Exons: 3
Coding region: 1-984 (327 amino acids)
Biological process (GO): chromatin remodeling
Cellular component (GO): Ino80 complex; nucleus
Source: RefSeq, a predicted model, not a curated record
AUGGCUUCCGAGACCCUCCCUGAUGCUCCGGCAGCUCCCCCUGUUAAGCAGUCGGUGCGCUCUUUCAAAAAGAAAUAUGCGAAGACGAAGGUCAAAUUUGAGCUAGGAACACGAGAGAAUGAGACUCUUAUUCGGGAAGAACUACGGAUUGAGGAUCUAUCCAAGCGCAUCCAGGAACAGAACGAUCAAUUGCUCGAAGUUCUGCUUGAGUUUAACGAGAGUAUCCAUGUCUCCCCUACCAUGCGUUUCGAUCUGAACAUGCCCGGCGACAUCCCUUCCCUCUCCGCUUCCGAGCAAGAGAUCGCGCCCCUGGUCAAUGACGCGACCCUCGCUAGAACUGCAUUGAAAGAAGCUAAGGCCGAACUUGCAGGAGGCAAUCUUUCAGCGAGCGCCUUCCGCCAAGUCGAACAAAGCAUCAAACGAAACAAAGAGUUCGCCCCAUCAAUGCAGUACAGCAACCUCAGCCAAGUCCCACACACCAACCCCAUUGCUCCAGACCAAGAAAAGGGAGCCGGUGCGGCCGAACGCAAGCUUGGAUACUUCACCCCAGAACACGAGACUGAGUACUAUCUAGCUCUAGACGCAAAGCUCGGCGAUGAAGCCGCCGCAUUGCAACUAGGGCGCGUCCCGGACCCGCCCACAUUUGCCGAGCGGGAGCGUGAUGCUUCCAUUCGAAACCCAGCAUCAGUGUACAACUGGCUGCGACGGAACCAACCUCAAACUCUACAGGAUCACGAAGUUGCUUCCGAGAAGUCCGCAUCCCGACCAUCAAAUCAACGAGCAUCCAAGCGAGCACCUGUACAGCGUAAAGAGGAAGACAAGGAAGUUUUGGACGAGGAUGGAGCGGAUGCGGAGCCGACGCCCAAGAACAAGCGCAAGCGUGACGAAGACACAGGAUACCGGCCCAAGGGCGGUAGCAGUCGACCAAAGAAAAAGAAAGAAGAGUCGACACCCACUGCCAAUCGCAGUGCCAAAAAGACCUGA